UCCACGUCAGCAAUUUAAAAAUUGCAACUUUAUUUUAUGUUCACAUUUAGCAGUUCAAACACACGUAUAAAAGGCCCCGUGGUCACAAGCAGGACACACGAAACGUUGGCACACAUGGAGAAACAGAGCAUCAGAUUCAGACACAUUUCUUCUUCUUCUCCUUCUCCUUCGUCUUCUUCCUCUUCUUGGGUUCGUGGCGCGUGCAUCGGACGCGGCUGUUUCGGCACCGUAAGCACUGCGGUGAGAAGAUCCGACGGCGGAAUUUUCGCCGUGAAGUCAGUGGAUAUCGCCACGUGUCUCCCUUCUCAGGCGGAGUCUCUUGAGAACGAAAUCGCCGUUCUUCGCUCUCUCGAGCCUCACCCAUGCAUCGUCGGUUUCAUCGGCGACGACGUGUCCAAUGAUGGAACGGCGUCGUUUCGGAACCUCCACGUGGAAUAUCUUCCACGCGGUGACGUGGCUUCCGCCGCCGGCGAGAUCGACGAGGCUCUGCUCCGGCAGUACACGUGGUGCUUGGUCUCUGCUCUUCGACACGUUCACUCGUUCGGAAUCGUUCACUGCGACGUGAAGGCGAGGAACGUCCUCUUCGGACACGACCGGAGCUCAGUCAAGCUCGCAGAUUUCGGGUCGGCGAUCAGAAUUGGCGACGGUGAAUCGACGACUCUGAUCACGCCACGUGGAAGUCCGUUAUGGAUGGCGCCGGAGGUGAUCAGGAGGGAGUAUCAGGGGCCGGAGAGUGACGUAUGGUCGCUCGGGUGUACGAUAAUCGAGAUAUUCACCGGGAAACCCGCCUGGGAAGACCGCGGGUUCGAUUCGCUCACUCGAAUCGGGUUCUCCGACGAGUUGCCAAAAUUUCCGGCGGGUCUGUCAGAAAUCGGCCGUGAUUUCCUCGAAAAGUGUUUGAACAGAAACCCGAGAAAGAGGUGGAGUUGCGAUCAGCUUCUGCAGCACCCAUUUCUGUCGCGUGAUAGCUGUUCCUCAUCUCCGCGUUGCGUACUCGACUGGGUCAACUCGGAGUUCGAAGAAGACGACAGAGAAGAAGAGUCGAGAUCCAGCCCUGGAAUGUCCGCGAUGGUAAGGAUUUGCAAAUUGGCUACGACCGGAGGGGCAAAUUGGGAAUCAGAUGGUUGGGUGGAUGUUAGAUGCCACGCUUCCGAAGGGGAAGGGGAAGGGACAAGCAAAGAAUAUACGAAUUCGGCGAGGGUAAAUUCGGAAUUCAAGACAUCUCUGGAUGUCGAGGAGGUUUGGUCGGAUGGGCAAAAUCGUAAUUUUAAUAAUCUCGGGGACGCGGCGGCUGGCGGUAGCCCGCCGCGGAACGCGGGAUCGGCGGCGGGGACGCGUGAAAUAUUAUUACUAUUAUCGGAUUUUCUGGCUGUAAAGAAUAUUCAGAUAUAUUCAACGUCUGUCACCAUUGUGAUUCUCAUUCUCUUUAUCAUUAUCACGGCGAAAAUAAUAAUAAUAAUAAUAAUAACAACAAAUGUUUGUUUCAUUCCUAGCCUUUACUUUAUGUUUUCUAUCGCAUGUGAUUCGGACCGAACAAUCUAA
Molecule: messenger RNA, 1542 nt
Organism: Tarenaya hassleriana
Lineage: Eukaryota; Viridiplantae; Streptophyta; Magnoliopsida; Brassicales; Cleomaceae
Product: mitogen-activated protein kinase kinase kinase NPK1-like
Exons: 1
Coding region: 37-1542 (501 amino acids)
Biological process (GO): protein phosphorylation
Molecular function (GO): ATP binding; protein kinase activity
Source: RefSeq, a predicted model, not a curated record